AUGUUUGUUUUAAGUUUAUUUAAUAAAUGUUUGUCUACAUAUGUUUGUUUACGAAUGUUCAUGUUUAUUUGUUGUUUUAUUUAUGGAUGUUUGUUUUUGUCAUCUGAACAUGUUUCAUGUUUAUUUAAAUGUUUAUGUUCAUGUUUUUAUUUAAACUUGUGCAUGCCUAAUUAUAAAAUGUUUGUCUCGAGUUUCUUUAAAUGUUUGUUUCAAGUUUAUUUAAUAAAUGUUUGUUUCAACAUUAUUUAUUAAAUGUUUUGCUUCAACCAAAAUCUACUAAUUUUUAAUGAAACUUGUUUCAAUAACAUUUCCCCCAAAUUUCUUUUAAUUUUUCUCUAAAAAUUUUUUUAUUGAGUUUUCUACUUUGUACUCUUGAUUUAUUACCCAUUUAAUAAUUUGAUAAAAUUAGGGUUGGACUUAAAAAAAUAAAAAAAGAAUCAUAACACUCCCCAUCUUUUGUUGUUCAAAAACCGAAAAUUCUCUUUUCUUUCUCCUCUUUUUUUUUAUUUUUCUUUUAAAUUUAAAAGUAUCUCCCCCUUCCCUCUACUUAUGUUUUUGCCAAAUUUCUGCCUUAACAACUAGAUUAAAAGUGCAAAAAAUUGAAACACACAAAAAUUGUUUACACACUUCUCUCUGUUUUUAUAUUUUUUUUAUUUUUCUUCC
Molecule: messenger RNA, 663 nt
Organism: Meloidogyne enterolobii
Lineage: Eukaryota; Metazoa; Nematoda; Chromadorea; Rhabditida; Meloidogynidae
Source: the annotation of a GenBank genome assembly